Molecule: messenger RNA, 10971 nt
Organism: Erpetoichthys calabaricus (reedfish)
Lineage: Eukaryota; Metazoa; Chordata; Cladistia; Polypteriformes; Polypteridae
Gene: kcp
Product: kielin cysteine rich BMP regulator
Exons: 55
Coding region: 478-7833 (2451 amino acids)
Molecular function (GO): protein binding
Source: RefSeq, a predicted model, not a curated record
CCACCCCUUCAGGGGGUAAAUUACUACUGUCCUAAUAAAAUAAAUUAAAAAGUUCAGAAACAGUGGGGCCAGCAGAAAAAAAGAAGCAGUAUGUGAGAAAGAAAGGAAGCUGCGAGACUCACUCGAUUCUCAACAAGCAGGAACAAUGACAGGGAUGCGGCAGGGUGCCCAGUUGUAGCUUUAUAUUUAUUUCAGUGUAUGCGGGCACGUGCAUUAGAGAUCUUCAGAGGGAAAUGCUCCAGAGAUUCUGGGCGCUUGAAGUUCACGCUCUGCUUGUUUUGUCUUGGCGCUUGGAGCUUGGGUAAAAAUCGGCGAACUUUGUAUUAAUUCAAAGUCCCUUUAUUUACGUUUUUGAAAUGUUUUAAUUGGUAAAAACUACAAGAAAGAAAAAAAAAACUAAAUUUGGGCUUAAAACUCGUCGACGCCCCCCUUUCGUCUUUCUAAGGUCCCACUUAGGAAUUCUCUUUAAAAGUGAAAAUGAGACAGAGGAUGCCUGGAUUCAUGGUUACAGUUCUCCUUCAGGUAUUUAUGGCCGCUUUGGGGAAUUGUUCGUUGGCUCAGCCCGACCUCCAGCCCAACAGCUACUACUACUACGAUGACAACGUGAUUGAUUUACUGGAAGCAUUGAACAUCACCAGAUCCAUCAAAGGUGUUAGUAAAACUAAAGGUCUGGAUCCUGGAAUUCCUGCCUGGAAAUUUCGUCAAAGAGUACCUCACCUGACACUUCCUCGUGACUAUUCAAUCUACUUCCUAACAACCAUGCAGGACUCUAUUGGCAUUCAUUUUGUGGCACAGCAAGCCAAGAAUUCAGAUGGCACGCUUAUCUCAUUUUUUUCACCAGCAGCACUGAAGAAAGAUGGUCACCCCUUGUUCCAGCUUGUUUCCAGCACGAGAUCCAACCAGUUGCAUCUAGAAUAUAGAACAAUGCAAAGCAUGGAUCCUGCAACAAUUCUUUUCCCUGGUGGCACACCCUUUGCAAAUGGCAAAUGGGCUCGUGUGGCUCUCAACCUGGAAGCUCAUAAAGUCACUCUUUUCAUUGACUGUGAAGAGUCAAUUAUUUUUGAGAAAAAACAUGGUGAAGAUGUUUUGAGUAUGAUCCUUCCCAUUGACUUAGAAAUUACUUUUGCCAGUAUGCCUGGGAACAAAGCUAGCAAGUUUUUGGGAUAUUGGCAAACAGCAGAGAUCUCUCCAACUGGAUUCCUUAGACGGCCAUGGCACUGUGAAAACUUGUCAGAUGCAUUAUCAUAUUCUUUAAUGGAAGUAAGCACUGAUGACACUCCAUUAGAAUCACCAAUAAAGAGUUCAAAACAUUUUUCUGAUGACAAGUCAGAUAUUGAACACUACCAGCAGCAGCAAAGUGAGCCAGAUGUUCUUCCACGAGGACCCAGGCCUCAUCCUGUGAACUGUGAUGAAAGAAUUAGGAGACUUGAGGAGACUGUUGAUAAUAUCAGCAUGAUGUUGAGUAUGGUUAAAUCUCAGAAUACAGACCUUUUAGCUAGGGUGAAGUACCUUGAAACAUGUGAGUGUCGAAGACCCCAGUGCUCAUGGGAAGGUAGAAAUUAUGACGAUGGAAGCAGGUGGGAAAAAGACCAGUGUACAGCCUGUACAUGUGUCAAUGGCCAAGUGCAGUGCUCUGUGAAUGAAAAGUGCACUGGUUGCAUCUAUGAAGGCAAAAGAUAUGAUAAUGGGGAGUCUUUCAACUUUGAUCAGUGUGUAAGAUGCGUGUGCUUGAGUGGAGAUGUAACAUGUGAAACAACACAAUGCAAUGAUGUUCCUUGUGGUAACCCUGUGAAACGGCCAGGAGAAUGUUGUCCAGUUUGUGAAGAUUGUAUUGAUGGAAGGAAGAAUGGAGAAACAUGGGAACCUGAUGCUUGCAGUAAUUGUUCUUGCCUGAAUGGAAAUGUCAAUUGCAUCAAACAAGAAUGCAUUCCAACUAGCUGUCAGCAUCCCAUUAUUCCCCGGAAUAAAUGUUGUCCGGAAUGUUUUGGCUGCUUUUACAAUGGGCACAGACUACGAAAUGGACAGAGUUUCCAAGCUGACCAGUGUACUAGAUGCACCUGUAGGAAUGGCAGUGUACAAUGUGAGACCCUUACUUGUCCAGAAUUACCAUGCUUGAACCACUAUCUACCUCCUGGAGAAUGUUGUCCUAUCUGUCGUCAAGGUUGUGAGUAUGAAGGGGUAGCAUACGUCAAUGGAGCAAUCUUCCUAUCUAUGAGCAACCCAUGUAUGAAUUGUUCAUGUUUGGACAGUUUAGUUAGAUGUUCUCCACUACAGUGCCAUACUGUCACCUGUUUAAAUCCCUUUCGAAAACCUGGCCAGUGCUGUCCGUCUUGCCCAGUUUGUGAAGUAGAUGGACAUAUUUAUGAUCAUGAACAAACUUUUACUACUGCAGAUGGCUGUCAAAAAUGCACAUGUAUGAAUGGCAAGCUGUCUUGCUUAGAAAUCCAGCAGUGUCCACACUUCUGUACCCAUGAUGUUAAACCUCCAUUUGGAUCCUGCUGCAGAGACUGCUCAAACUGUGAUUUCCAAGGUCAACUUAUUCCAAAUGGCAUAUCUUUUAUGGCCAGCGGAGAUAUGUGUAAGCAGUGCACUUGCAAUGAUGGAAAUAUAGUCUGCUCAAGGAUCUCAUGCCCAGUUCUUGAUUGCACUGUUUUUGAAAAUGAACCUCAUGAGUGUUGUCAGCACUGCAAAGGGUGCAUACAUUCUGGCAUUAAAUACAAGCAUAAAUCAGAAUGGCGACAACAAGACAACCCUUGUAACAUCUGCAGAUGUUUGGAAGGUCAAGUCUUGUGUGAAAGGGAGAGAUGUGUUCUACCUUGUCGAAAUCCAGCAAAUCCUAAAACAGGAUCUUGCUGCCCAGUCUGUGAGGGUUGUCUCUUCAAUGGGCAGGAGUACACAAAUGGUGCCACUGUGCAUCAUGGAGAUCGCUGCCAGAAUUGUGUCUGUGUGAAUGGAGAUGUCCAUUGUAACGCUAUUCCAUGCUCUCCUGUACGGUGCACCAGACCUAUUCAGAGACCAGGUGACUGUUGUCCACGGUGUGAAGAAUGUGACUAUGAGUCUCAAACAUUUGUGCAUGGUCAAUCAUUCAUUUCAUCACAUAACCCCUGUCUGAGCUGCAGGUGCUUGAGUGGUGAAGUAACAUGUGAACACUUGGAAUUAAGUUGUCCUCCAGUUACGUGCACUCAUCCUGCUAAGCUGACCGGGCAGUGCUGCGCCACUUGUGAUAUGUGUGAGUAUGAAAGACGAAUUUAUCCCAAUGGCAAGGAAUUUACACCCCCUGGAAGCAGUCCCUGCCUUCACUGUAUCUGUAAAGGUGGUAAUGUGCGGUGUAAAGAGGAAGUCUGCCCAGCUGUCUACUGCUCAAACCCAGUCAAAGAGCCACAUCAGUGCUGUGCAUCAUGUAAAGUCUGUAUCCUAGAUGGAGUAGAGUUUGAGGAAGGGGCAGAGUGGGAACCAGAUGAAGAUGCCUGUAGCAUCUGCACUUGCAGCAAUGGAGAAGUAAUUUGCCAGGUUUCUCAGUGUCCACCCUUGUCCUGUCAGCAUCCUAGCAAAAGCAACAAAGGUGACUGCUGUGCAUCAUGUGACAGUUGCAUGUAUAAUCAGCGCAUAUAUAACAAUGGACAGGACUUUAUUGAUCCAGAUAGUCCCUGCCAGAACUGUCGGUGUCAGGAUGGUACUGUCCAGUGUAUUCCCAAUAACUGUCCAAGACUUCACUGUUCAAAUCCUGAUAUUAAAAGUGGUCAGUGCUGCCCCAGGUGUCCAGAUUGCACAUUUGAAAAUCGUGUGUUUGUGGAUGGAGAGAAAUUUCCUAAUCCAUUAAAUCCCUGUCAGGAGUGUAUCUGUGUAAAUGGCCAUGUGAACUGUGAAAACAGGGACUGCCCUGGUGCAGUUUGUACAUAUCCAAUGCCAGGAACCUGUUGCAGAAACAACUGUAAUGGUUGUAGCUUUGCUGGAAAAGAUUAUGUAAAUGGAGCAGAGUACCCUCAUCCUACUGACAAGUGCAAAGUUUGCCACUGCAUAAAUGGAAAUGUACAGUGCUUUCCCAGAAGAUGCCCCCCACUAUUAUGCUCCAACCCUUUUAUAAUGCCUGGUGAAUGUUGUCCACAGUGUCCAGCUCCACCAGCUGAAUGUUUUUACAGUGGAUUACCUUACAAGCACAUGGAGCGUUUCUAUGAUCCUGUGGAUAAAUGCCGCUCAUGCAUUUGUAAUAAUGGGACAAUCACCUGCCAACGUAAGCCUUGUGCACCUGUCCUGUGUACACAUCCUAUUGUUCAAGACUGCUGCAGAACCUGUGAUGGCUGUCUUUAUGGUGGUAAAGAAAUGGCAAAUGGGGAACAGUUCACAGAUACCUCUGACCCUUGCCGACUAUGUGUUUGUAGAGAAGGAACAGUUUCUUGUGAUAGAAGAAGUUGCCCCAUCCUGGACUGUCCUUUUCCAGUACAGGCCCAGUGCUGCCCAGCUUGUGAAGGAUGUAAUUAUGCAGGUCAGGAAUACUUGAAUGGACAGGAGUUCACAGAUCCCCAGAACCAGUGCAAACGCUGCACCUGUAUAAAUGGAUUUGUGACAUGUAAUCCCAAACCAUGCUAUAACCCAGGAUGUACCCAUCCUAUUUCUCUUCCUGGUAAAUGUUGUCCAGUCUGUGAAGGGUGCUUUUUCAAUGGUAUCACAAUUGCAAAUGGGGAGACUUUUUCAGAUCCUUCAGAUUCCUGUUCCCUCUGUACAUGCAGGUCUGGAUCAAUUCAUUGCCUAAAGAAGCUCUGCCCACCAGCCCCUUGUUCCUACCCUGUUGUUGGGCAAUGUGAAUGUUCAUACUGCGAAGGGUGCUAUUUCCUUGGACAAAUAUAUGCUGAUGGUGAAGUUUUUCCUGGUUCUAAAGGAGGUUGUGAAGAAUGCACUUGCCUUAAAGGAGAAGUAACUUGCGGAACAAGGAAAUGCACCCAAGUUGCAUGUCCUCACCCGGCAUUAGAUACCUGCUCCUGUCCUGUAUGUGAUGGAUGUAGUUUCAAUGGCAGAAACUGUCAUAAUGGAGAGAGUUUUCCAGACCCAAAAAAUAAGUGUCAGCGUUGCUCUUGUUUGAAUGGAGGUGUAACUUGUGUAUCAGUAACUUGUCCUGCUGUGAACUGCCGUCAUCCUGUGAAGCCUCCUGGAGAAUGUUGUCCUCAGUGCACAGGAAUCUGCCAUUAUUUAGGCAACAUCUAUGAAAGUGGAGCCACUUUUGACUCUUCUUCUGAUAGCUGUUCAGUGUGCACAUGUAUGAAUGAAGUGGUGACAUGUCAGAGGAAACCAUGCCGUGAGCAGUGUACACACCCAGUCCCAUCAUCCAGCUGCUGUCCAGUCUGUGAUCGAUGCUUCCUUGAUGGAACUGAAUUUGGCAACAGGCAGACGUUCUUAUCUCCUUCAGACUCUUGUCAGCGCUGUAAUUGUCUCAAUGGAAAUGUAGUAUGCACUGGUGUGAUUUGUCCUCAAACAACAUGCACCAGUCCUCACACUAUACCCGGGCAGUGCUGUCCAGAAUGUUUAGGAUGUACCUAUUUGGGUAAACAAUAUUCUGAAGGUGUUCAUUGGAUUUCAUCGAUUAAUGAAUGUCUGGAGUGCGGCUGUGUGAGAGGAGAAGUGAAGUGUUCAGAGGUGCACUGUGAUGUAAAAUGUACAGAUCCUGUCCUUGUGCCUGGUCAGUGCUGCCCAUAUUGCCAGGAUUGUUUCUUUGAAGGAAAGGUCUAUCUUGAUGGAGAUUUAUUCCACCCAGACACCUGUCGGCAGUGCUCAUGCAAAAAAGGAAAUGUUCAUUGUGGCAGCACUCCUUGUCCUCCUUUGAACUGCAUGCACCAAGUGACCGAUCUUGGAUCCUGUUGCCCACGCUGUAAGGGAUGUGUUUACAAUUUGAGGGAAUAUCUGGAUGGCAGCAGUUGGUUUGCUUCUACAACACCUUGUAUGUCAUGCAUGUGUGUAGAAGGAGUUACUACCUGCUCUGAAAUCCACUGUGUCCUACCUUGUGUAAACCAGAUCCAUGUUCCAGGAGAGUGCUGCCCUGUAUGUGCAGAUUGUGUAUAUAACAACCACGUGUAUGGUCCACACGAGAGCUUUCAACCAGCAGACGAUCCAUGUGAGAUCUGUACUUGUGAGGUGAUGCCAGAUGGAGAACAGCACUUGCGUUGCUACCGUAAGCAGUGCCCAAGUCUGGUUGACUGUCCUAAGAGUCACAUCCAUUUCCCAUCGCCAGAUCAGUGUUGCCCUACCUGUGCACAACCUCUUAGCAACUGUACAGCUAUCCUUUUAGGAAAUGAAAUUCAUGCUACAGAUGAUCCUUGCUAUACCUGUCAAUGUAAGGACUUGACAUGGACUUGUAUUCAUCAAGGUUGUCCUCAUUUAAGCUGUCCAUCUUCUGAGCAGUUCACCCCUGCAGAUUCCUGUUGUCCCAUAUGUGAUGAGUGUUUGAUUGAAUCUGAAAAUCGUCGCGUUUCUGAUGGUGAGAGAUGGACUGACAGUGUAGAUGAAUGCAUCACUUGUACCUGUAACUUGGGUCACAUAGAGUGUCACAUUGAAGAAUGCUUGCCAGUGAUUUGUCAGGAUGGACUGGUGAAGAUGAAGUCCCCUGGGAAGUGCUGUUAUGAAUGCCAAGACCCAAAUACAUCUUGCAUAUACCAGAGCACAACGUACCAAUCUAAUGAGCACUGGGAAGUAGAUGAAUGCACAACAUGUACGUGUGUUUCAGGAGAGGUUCACUGUCAAACUGAGCGCUGUCCUCAGGUCACUUGUGCCUCAGAUGAGACGGCAGCCCUGAUUCCAGGAAUGUGCUGUCCACAUUGUAUUCCACGUCCUGCAACAUGCAUUGCUUUUGGAGAUCCUCAUUACCGAACCUUUGAUGGUAAGAUGAUCAACUUCCAAGGCACAUGCACAUAUGUUCUAGCAGAAGACUGUGAAGGUGGAGAUUUUAGUAUUCACACAACCAAUGAUGACAAAGGUCGUAAAGGAGUGUCCUGGAUAAAAGAAGUUACUGUACUGAUUGGAGAUGUAGUGGUGCAGUUGCUACAAGAUUGGAUUGUCUUGGUUGACUAUCAGACAGUAACCUUGCCAUUUCUUAAGGAGCCAUACAUAUAUGUUGAACGCAAGACAAAUACCAUACUAUUGAACACAAACAUUGGAGUGAAGGUGCUGUGGAAUGGAAAGUCCCACCUGGAAGUCAGCGUUCCCGGCACAUACAAAGGACACACAUGUGGUCUUUGUGGAAAUUUCAACAACUACCCUCAAGAUGAUAUGAGAAUUCGCACUGGGCAGAUUGUGUUAUCUGAGGCUGCUUUUGGAAAUAACUGGAAGGUUCAAGGAGAGAAUGUCACAAAUGUACAAUGUGCAGAUGGAGACGAUGUUGAUCCCUGUAAGGAAGCAGGAUACCGGGCUCGAAAGGAAGGCAAUUCAAAAUGCAAAAUUCUAAAGUCAAAGGUUUUUGAACGCUGCCACAGUGUGGUGCCCCCCGAAAUGUUCUUUGCUUCUUGUGUGUACGAUCUUUGCGCCUGUGGGUCCAAUGUCGAUGACUGCUUGUGUGAUGCCCUGGAAGCAUAUGCAUCUGAAUGUCGAGAGGCUGGAGUCAUUCUGCACUGGAGGUCACCUUCACUAUGUGCUGUUGGCUGUCCUCAGGACCGUGGUUAUGUUUUUGAUGAAUGUGGUCCACCUUGUCCUAAAACCUGCUUCAACAAAGACGUACCCCUUGGAGUCAUAGAGGCUCAUUGUUUCAAACCCUGCAUCCCAGGCUGCCAGUGUCCUGCUGGGCUUGUUGAACAUGAAUCUCACUGUAUUUUACCAGAAUCCUGCCCUAGGAUCAUCUAUGGAAAUAUAUGAGGGACCUAUUAAACUGUUUGAUAUAGGAACCUUCAUAGUAAUGGUGCUACUUCAUUUAAUGGACUUUACAGGAGAAAAAAUGUAAUUUUUCAUAUCUAUUGGACAAUAAAUUGUGUUAAUAUCUAAUAUUGAUAAUUUUGUUCCGUGAAGAAAUUAACUAACAGAAUAGCACAGUAUCACUAUAAGCAGAAAGAGCAACACUUGCUGAAGAUGUCCAUUUGGCUAGGUUUAAAAUUUUGGGGGGAUUUAAUAAUAUCUUUUAUAUGAAUCAAGGCUCUACUAUAAGUUAUCAAGUAUCAGUUAUACAUUUUAUAAUAAAAUAUGUUUUCCCUAGCUUAGUUAAUAAUGAGACUUAUACAUACCAAAAGAAUGAAUGCUGUGCAUAUAUAUUUGUGUAUUUUGAGGCAAUAUAAUUAAAUUUACUUUUUUAUUUUAUUUCACUUUCUUAUACUUCAGGUAAAAGACUCUACUGAUUACUGUAUGUCUGUCAUUUGACUACAUUCAUUGUCAUGUCUGCUGACUGCUGUUGCAGAGCAAGUUUAAAGAGGCUGUACUCACUCACCAGUUAUAUGGUAACCGAGUCAAACAUUCUUCACUUGUCUGCAUUCUUUUUUUACUUAUGAAGUUUAGUAUUUGAAAGUUGACUUUUCCUUUGUCACAAGUCAUAUACUUUUUUUUUUUUGCUAAGCCUAACAGUCUUUUUAUUUGAACACUUUAGUCCCCAACCACAGAUAGAAUAAGAAGGUCUAAGUGGGGUUGAAAAUCCAGCAUAAGGUGAUCUUCACUUUCAGAGUAUAUUUUUGAGUUUUAUUAAAUUGGACAUGCAUUAAAAGGUCUGAUGAAAAAUAAUGAAAGUGAUAAGUUAGAUUACUUCUUCCUACUCCUUGAGUCCAAAAAGAACACCAGAGACAUUGAAGCAAAAGCUUUGUGUUUAAAGUACUCAAAAAAGUCAUACUGCAUUGUAUUUUAAGUAGAAAAUUACCUGGUUCUAAAUGCAGAAAUGCUUACAAAGAUUUUCUUAUGGUUUCGAUACAAUACUAUCUAAUAUGUUAUGAAUGGAAAGCAUAUUACAUUUUCUGAAAUCCACUGUUUUCUGAUUUAGUCUGUUGUUUAGUACAUAAUACAGAGUGUGUUAAAUAUGCAUGGCAGUGUCCUGGAUGAUUUUAAUUUUUCUCAGUAUUACACAGCAAUGCUGUUUUCUAUUGUACUAUACACUGAGGAUUAUCGACUAAAUAAAACAAAACAAACCAUUAAAUAUUAACCUAGGUGCUAAGUUAAGGGACAAAUAAGGCUGUAUAUGUUAUAAGCAACAAUGCAAGUUUUGCAGUCAAUUCUAUUACAAUUUUUAUAUCAUGGAUUCAUAAAAGUAAAUAAAAACUAAUUGGAAUUUCUUGGUUUCUUAUAGCUACCAGUCUCCAUGUCUCAUAUUUCUCCCUGCUAUAACUUCCUUGCUCAUAUGUGCCCUUUUACUUUUUCUUGACCUAAAAUGUUUGAAAAAAUGGUUCAGUAUUUAAACACUCCUUUGGAGACUUUUCAGGUUGCUGUUCUCAGGAUGUAAAUUAAUAGUAGCAACAAUUAUGUUAUUAAACACAGCCAAAGCUUGUGAGAUCUUUCUUUUGUACAUUAUGUUUUCAUUUUGUUUUCUUUUUUACUGCUUUUUGCAUAUAGCUAAUAUAAUGUUUGACAAUUUCAAAUUGUUGGUGGUAAAUGACACUUCCUGUACGGAUAUCAAUUAAUAUUAUCAACUCAAUAGGAAUCAUCAAGUAAAAAACUUAUUAUAAUAAGACAACAAUAAUUGCUCUCAAUUUGCAAGAUACUGCAGAUUUGCUGUGUAUUAGGUGUUCAGAAUCACUUUGAUACUGAAAAUACACAUUACGUCUUUGAAAGCAACUUUCAUUGGAUGUUGAUUCUGAACUAUAAAUAACACUUUCAUAAUAUGAGCAUGUCUUCUCCAGUCCACUUUCAUUCCACAAGGCAAAUACCAGUAGAAAAUCCUUGUUGAAACUGACCUGAGGGUAAAAAUUGCAAUUUUGCACACUAUCCUCUAGUGUAAGUGCUUCUGAAAUGAGUUGUCUUUAAAUAAUCAGUAUUUGACAGAAGUCAGGAUCAGUAUAGAAUAGACCAAGGAAAUAAAAAAAACUUGAAAUGUAAAUGUUCUCCUGUGUUGUAAACUAUAGGGGACAUAUUAGUUAAUUCAUUUAUAAUUAGCCAUCAAAUAGUUAUUUGGGUACCAUUUCUUAAUUAACCAGAAAUGUCAGAUCACUAAAAUGUAAAGUUGCACCUGAUACUGUCAAGAGGGUCCACCCACAAUAACACUGAACAGGGUCAAAGCGGGUUUGAGAAUGUUAGUUAUGUAUUUAGUUAUGUAUACAUUUCUGCAGUAUAUAGUCACCUAAAAUGAAUUUUUAAUGAAAAAUAUAUUUUAAUAGGAUGUACAGUUUACAUGUUUUGAUUGUUAUCAUCAUUAUUAUUAGUCUCAGUAAACAUUUACUGAAAAGCCAACUAAUGGUUGUUAUGUAGGUUCUGGCACUCAUUUGUGCUCUGAAGUUUAAAUAUUCUGGCAUGUACAUGAUAUUUUUAAUAAUAUAAAGGCUUUGUACUUUAAUUAAAUAUGAUCCGAAAAUUGUUAUUGGGUCUUUUUGUGUUCCCAAAGUUUGUGGUGAAAAUGUUCAGCACUGUUCAAAAUAUUCUAUUAACAUGUAUUUCACAAAAAGCUUUUAAAAUAUCAUUUUUAUUAAUGAGUUUAAUUCAUUUUAAUAUGAUCAAUGAGAAUUCACAAAACUAGAUAAUAUAUCAAAAUCAUGUUUUUUCAUAAAAUAUAUUGUCUAUUGCAGUAAGUUGUGACAUGAAUUUAAUAUUUUAAACAGUUUACAGUGUUAUCCAUGGCACAUAAUGCUUACAAUUUAAUUUCAUUUGACUUUUUUUCUUAACUUGUUAUGUCAUACUGAUAUGCAUGUGUUGUAUUUGUUGUUUUGCUAACUUCCGAUGGUGCUUAUUUUGAAAUCAAUUUGAAAAUUCAGUAUUGCUGUAGGAUCAGACUGUGAUUUGUUUUAAAAGAUGUACAUACAGAAUCUCUGUGUAUUCUAUAGUAUUUACAUUUUUAUUUCCUUCAGUUUCUCUAUAAAUCUGUUGUUAAGA